Molecule: messenger RNA, 1194 nt
Organism: Ostertagia ostertagi
Lineage: Eukaryota; Metazoa; Nematoda; Chromadorea; Rhabditida; Trichostrongylidae
Source: the annotation of a GenBank genome assembly
AUGCAGUGGACUGUCGCGCUUGAGGGCGGACCUCGCCGCGUCAACCACGCUGCCGUUGCGAUCGGCGAUAGGGUGUUUUCCUUUGGUGGCUAUUGCAGCGGCGAGACCGUCGAUCCCGAACAGCCGAUUGAUAUUCAUAUGCUAGAUACUAAUACAUAUCGAUGGAUUUCUGUGAAGGCGCAUUCGUCGGAUGUUGAAGAAGGUGAUGAUAGGAUGGAAGAAGACGACAUGGAACCACUCAGAUCAUUGCCAUAUCAGCGCUAUGGGCACACGGUAUGUGCAUACCGAGGACGGGCUUAUUUAUGGGGCGGCAGAAAUGAUGACUAUGGAGCAAGCUCAACACUUCAUGAAUUCGAUCCCGUGCUGCUCCGCUGGCGCAUUGUCCCUGUCGAAGGACGUGUCCCUCCAGCCAGAGACGGUCACUCGGCAGUGGUUGUCGGUGAUCGCAUGUUUCUUUUUGGUGGUUUUGAAGAGGAUUUGCAACGAUUCAGCCAGGAGACCUAUGUGUUCGAUUUUUUGACGAACCGAUGGAGCGAGUUCAAUACCACGGGUCAACCACCACUCUGGCGCGAUUUCCACACUGCUGUUGCGAUUGAUAGUAAAAUGUAUAUUUUCGGUGGAAGAAGUGAUUACACUGGACAGUUCCAUUCGACGCGCGAUAUGUAUGACGAGCGUUUGAAGGCAUUAGAUUUGCGAACAGGCGAAUGGUCAGAUCCUAUUUGUAACGGCGUUGGACCGUCUGGACGGCGAAGUCAUUCAGCUUGGACGUACGGUGGAAAAAUGUACAUUUUUGGAGGAUAUCUCGGCACUCAGAAUAUGCAUUACGACGAUUUGUUCUCGUUUGAUCCGUCAACGAAUCACUGGGAGAAGAUUAAGACGUCCGGUCGAAUGCCAUCUGCUCGUCGCCGUCAGUGCACUGUGGUCGUUGGCAGCCGAGUCUUCUUAUUUGGUGGAACUAUGCCGGUUAAGAACAGCUCCGGUUCACCCUCCGGUCUCGCUGAUCUUGCGGACCUUUACGUGCUAGACUAUGCACCUUCACUGAAACAUUUGGCAGCGGGUGUGGUGCUUCGCUACAACUUCCACAAAGCAUUUGCAGAUUACAUUCCACGCGAUCUCAACCGCGAAUUAUGGGCGAUGACGACUCCGAACGCGAUCUCCACUCCGCUCUCACAGCGACAUGAUGCUACCGGAUAA